Molecule: messenger RNA, 5473 nt
Organism: Caenorhabditis auriculariae
Lineage: Eukaryota; Metazoa; Nematoda; Chromadorea; Rhabditida; Rhabditidae
Source: the annotation of a GenBank genome assembly
AUGUCACCGUCCUCAUCAACGUCUUCAUCGGCGAUGACGUCGAUUCGGACGACGUCGAGGACGUCUUCUUCCUCUUCGACAAGUGUCACUGGAGGCUACGAGACGAUGAGCGAGAUUUCUGCGGACCGCCUGAAACCAUCGCCAAUGUUUGUCUUGCCGACUGUCGACACGGUGCCGCCUUCAGUUGGAUUAUUCGGCCAGCAACCCUUCGGACGUCUUCUGAAGUGCUCGCCGAUGGUGGGAGCCUUCACCAUGUUCGCCAACGAGAGUGAAGCCGUCAAGCAGAAGUCCGAUGAAAUCCGACAGUUCGAAGAAGAAAAAAAGGAAGAGGAGGAAGAAGAAGUGGAAGAAACCGAGGAGUCUGAGGACUGCCAGAGCUCUUGCUCCUCCAGCAAGCAGACUGAAUGGUUUAACGAACAUGACGACUCCUAUUGGAGAUCUUGCGGCGGAAUCCGACAGUUUCUGCCGCCGUUGGCUUGGAGCUCUUCCUCCACCUCGCCUGAUGACGAUUCUGAGGAUUCAGAUGAAGACGAGCAGCAUGAAGGCUGUGUGAUUGUGCCUUUGAGCGACGCCGACAUGGCCUACGUCGAAUGGGCCCAUUCUGAGAGCCGACUUUUGGAGAUCUACGCCCAGCCUAUGCAUCGGUUCCACGUGAUGCCGCCGAUGUCUUUUUGUCUUCAGCAGGUCUUGACUGAGACUGGCACUGGGCCUUAUUCGUAUCUAGGUGGCUUUGGUUGGUUUUUAUGCUGUGUUUAUUGAACUGAUAGUGCUCGAAACUUACCAAGCUAGGGGUAAUCAGAGAACAAUGAAGGAAAGUGAAAGACUUCAGACAGUUUUUCUGGCGUCUUUUGAGGCUGGUCACUCGGGAAUGAGAAUUGACAAAGCGGCCGGAGUAAUUGAAAGAGAGAGAUCAACGACUCACUGAAGAAAGGCCCAGAGAAAAACCUAUUCUCGAGCUUUCCUCUUCAGACUAACAUUGAUCUUCCGCUUUCCCUUUUGUCCCCUGUGAAGAAAAAUUUCUUCGAAAUUUAAAUCACACUGGAAAUUCCCAAAAGUCUACUCUAGAAGACAAUUGGAGAUUUUAAACUCAAACGUCGGUCCUAAACGGUGUUGAUCAUGUUGAUUGAGGGAAAGUCUAGGAGUUAGGAAAAAAACUUAAAGGCAAAAGUGGAACUUUCGAUACGGAUCAAAGGAAACUAUUUUUCAUGUUAAAAACUUGCUCUUAGGAUAAAAGAAUUGGAAAAGAAUUGAAUUUUAUUAUUGGAGCCCUUUGGAUUGUAUUUUAGCUUGAACAGAAUUUUCAAAGCUUUUUUUAACGUUAUCCAUUUUCCAGCCAACCUCGAUUCGUUGAAAUCUUCUCUGCCGACCGUCUCUACGGCCACCAAUGGUAGUUGAUGAAAACUUGAUAACUUUUCAAAUUGUCAUUUUCCAGGAGAUGCGAGCAAUACGGUCAAACAGACCCUCGAGCUCAUCAACAAGGACGUCAUCAAGGACUCGACGAUGCUCUCGGGACCGCCGCCGCCGACGUCGGCCUCGAUUCUGGCCAGCGGACAGUUCCAGGUCUCCAAGAUGGACGUGGUUCGUUUCUCGAAGAUUAUUCGACCAUCUGUCAACUGAUCUGGUCCAAAAUUCUAGAGCAGGUAGUCCUGCGUAUGCGUAUUCGAAAACAAAACAAUAAAUUAUUGGCAAGCGAAAAAAGCUGGUCGGAAAUAAACGCAUUGAUUUUUUAUCUUCUGAAAAGCAUAAUCCACUUUUUUCCUGAGGAGUUGAUUUUGAAUCAAACCAAUGUCUUCAACGUUCAGCUGAGCGAAAAUAUCUGGCACUACCACAACAAGGUGGCGCAGACGGACGCGAUGCUCCACAGGAAACUUCACCUCCGCGACAUGCUCUACUACGCCAUCGCUCCUGUUUUCCCCAGUGAGUAUGGAUUUCAUUGAAGAAAAUAUCAUUCAUGUUCAAGUACAGAAAUAAAUUAUUCUAGGAGGAGAAGCUCAGAAAAACUCACAUAUAAAAAGAAAAAAUGAUUUUUUUUAGGUCAGGGAAAUUGUGUUGGCAAAAAUAAAAACAAGUCUAAGCCUUAGGGUUAACUUCAUUUGAAAAUAUUUGAGUUGGAGGCUUUCAAAAAUGGUUUGCUUGUGUAUGAGAUUGAGACAAGUGUGCUCCAUUGAGAUAAGAAGAUGACUUUUUCAUUUCUUUCUUUUUCCAGUGUGUGGCCUGUACGUGGUCGGAUCGUCAUUGAACGGUUUCGGAAACAAUUCAUCGGAUAUGGACCUUUGCUUGAUGAUCACCAACAAAGAGGUCAUUGAACUAUAUUAAAUGGUGAUUUAUUAUCUUUUCUGUUUCAGCUCGACCAAAGAACGGACGCGGUCGUCGUCCUGAACAUGGUUCUGUCGACGCUGCAACAUGAAAAAAUCGUCGUCAGCCAGCAGUUGAUCUUAGCCAAGGUAUAAGGGGGUACUUUAGGGAAGUUGAAGGGGAAAUUAGAGGGUUUUCGGAGGAAUUUCCAACAAGUUUGAGUCAUUCCAAAUGCGGCAAUAGGGAUUAUUUGAGUUUUGAGAUCAUCCGAAUUGAUUUUGGAAAGUUGUCGUUCCAUAUUUUUGUUGAAAGAGGAUGAGUUGAGCUAUUUCAAACGCGGACAUAGAAGAGACCCUUUUGAGACAUUCCCAAUGCGGUUGUAACGCUCAAAAUAUUUUUGUUUGAAAAGUCAGAGUUUCAGAUAUAUAUAUAUUUUUUUGAAUUUUUUCUGUCAAAGUUGAACCAUUAGGUACGGAAUAUUGAAUAUUGGCAUUGAAAGCAAUAUGAAACGUUUUUCCAGGUGCCUAUAGUUCGGAUUCGUUUCACGGAACCCUUCCUCGACAUCCAGGUCGAUUUGAACGCCAACAAUUCGGUCGCCAUCAAGAAUACCCAUCUUUUGUGCUAUUAUUCUUCAUGUAAGUUGCAAAAUCCGAAAAAUAUCGAAUUAGAAGAAAUUUCAGUUGAUUGGAGAGUUCGUCCAAUCGUCUCUGUAGUGAAAGAGUGGGCCAAGCGCAAGGGAAUAAACGACGCGAAUCGGUCGACUUUCACGAGUUACUCGUUGGUCUUGAUGGUCAUCCACUACCUUCAGUGUUGGUUUUUUUUUUCAGAGACUUCUGCCCGAAAAGUUUUGGGAAAACUUGAAAAAAAAAAUUUCCGAGUUUAGAGUUAUAACUUCAUCAAACUGUAUUGUUUUUUGAAGUACUGGUAAGAAAUUCAUUGAAAAUUAAAAAGUUUUGCGCUUUAAAGUUAGCUUUUUGCACUAUUUAAAAAAAUAAGAAAGUUCGUUACUUUUUGUGGCUCAUAGAAACGCAUUGAAGCUUUUUUUAGAGCAAGAAAAGUUUUUCCAGAAAAAAAAAUUGAAUUGAAGUAAAAUCUGUAAAAGGAAUUUCCCCCGAUUUCACUGUUCCUCUUUGAAGACGGUGCCGAUCCUCCGGUGCUGCCAAACCUGCAGAAGAUGUACCCGAACCGGUUCUCGAACAAGUGCGACGUGAGGACCUUGAACGUCACCCUUCCACUGAGCCCGCCCCCGGAGUCCACCGAAUGGAAGUUCAACGACUCGGCCACCCUCGGCGAGCUUCUCAUCGGUUUCCUCGACUACUACGCCAGCAAGUUCAAGUUCGAAAUUGAAGCUUUUGCAUCGAAACCCCGAGAAAUGUUCAGUUAUGACCGUGACGCGAUAUCGAUCCGACAGGGAAGAAGAAUCGAGCGAGCGGCGGUGGCGCGACAACGCACCGGUAUGUCUUCGUCGUCGAUGUCGUCGUCGUCGCUGAGCCACGGAGGCAGCAAUAUUCCGGCCACGGCCUGGAGAGCCCAGUGGAGAUGCGUUUGCAUCGAGGUGAGCAGUCAAGGACCUAGAAAAUGGACCUAUUUGGUCCGAAAGCCUGCGAAUAAAACUUCUACACUUCUCGGUAUGGGUAGAAUUGUUCACCGCAUCUAAAAUUUCAGAUGGAAUUGGUCUAGGAAGCCUGGAAGAUGAGUUUAAGCUGCUCCAAGUUGGGAUAUUUUCUGAAAGUUUUAGCUUGUCUUUUAGUGUCUAAUGAGAGAAAUUUUGUGGUAGAACUGGACGAAUUUUAUUUUUUUUAAACCAAUAGUGUCAGGUAUUUUUUCCGAGAAUUCAUGGUUUCAUUUGUUAAAGAUGAGUUGAAGACGCGGAAAGCUGAAGUUUUUGUAAACCAUCGGACAGUUUCUUUUUGACUUACAAUUCACAUAAAAUUUGGAAAUAAUAAACUUUUUUGAAGGUUAAACUUGAUAAUUUUCUAAGAUAAUGCAUAUUAAAUAUUAAAAUGAAUAUCAAAGAUUGAUUUUCCAGAACUUAUUCUUUAAAAUAUUCACCUUUUUUUAGUUUAUAUUCAGAGAUUCAGGAAAAUUUUUUUGUUGAUCAGCUUUUGAAAUUUCAACAAUUUAGGAGCCUUUCACGAACUCCAAUACGGCCCAUUCUAUAUACGAUGAAAUGGUGUUCGGGGCGAUAAAAGAUGCCUUCCGGGAAGCUCACUCCGAGUUGGAAAGAAACCGGGAUCUCAGUCGUCUUCUCGACUGCAAACCGAUAAACGUUGCAGCGCCGGUUGGAGGGUUUUCGAAGUCUUUUUGAACUCAUCGAAAGUUUCGAAUUUCAGAGCCAUCGUUUAUACGACGAAUUACGAGGAGAGAAGUGUCAUCACGGCCACGUCGGCUCCUGCACCGCCUCCAUCGAUCGCCAGUUCGAUUCGGAACAUGCUCCCGAUGGGCAUGUUCCAGCAGCACAAGCACAAGCAGCAGGUCCAGCGCAACUUGCCUCAUCCGUCCCAACAGCAGCAUCUGCCUCAAGCGGUCGCCCAAGCCUUCCACGCGUCCAACGUCGCUCCUCCUCCGCCGCCACCGCCGACCACAGCCAACACAGUCACGACCUCCGCUGUCACGACGGCAUCGUUGACUUCAUCGGCGGCCACGACACCGUCCGUGUCACCAACCCGACUGCUAGACGACGUCGUUCCUUCUGCGGCUACGAGUGUCGCCGUGCAGAUGACGCCUGAAAAGCCCCAGCCAGCCAAGCCGCAGCAGAACGGAAAGACAUCCCAAAAGAAGGCCGCGCCUCAGAAGAGCAACACGGCGGUGAAUAAGUGAGUUUCCAGUCCGAUUUUUAUUUUCAAGAUGUAAAAAGACAAGCUGCUACUAAACAGAGAUUGUUUUCAGUUCACAGUGAGACUUCAGAAUGAUAUUUGGUGUAUUAUAGCCCAUUCCGCUUCAGCGUUUCACCAUUUAUACAAAAUAUAGCUACAAAACUCUUCCGGGAAAAAUAUUUUUGCCAGUUUUAAAACGUCUUUUUUUCGAAGUUCAUUUAUCGAAACAAUUAGCCAGUAAUUCCAGGUCAAACAGCUCGGCAAACCAUCACGGCGGUCAACAGCAACACAACCCGAACCAGAAUUCGUCGCGGAAAUCGGCGGCUGGCGGAAAAGACGGCAGCAACAAGGAACGAAAGUAG